UUUUAAUGAAUAUUUAUAAUUAUGCUGGAUAAGUUCCCUGUGGCAAAGUCCUCCAUGACCUGCAGGACCAUGAGAGAUCUGCUGUGAGUCUGAGCUGAUAAAGAAUUCCGGCUUUUUGAUACCUCCAGUUCUGCCAGGGAGUUCACUCUAGAUGAUUUUGGUAUCGGGGACUGGGGGAACUCGAGGGGGACACUUGGGUGGGGACACAGGACUGUGGGACUGGGAUUGCAGCGCUGGGUGGAUACUGGGGGAGUCACAGGACUGGGAAUGGGGUCAUGGGGUGUUCUGGGGGAAACUGAGGAAGGACACAGUAUGGUGGGGGUGGGACUGGGGUCAUGAGGGGGCCAGGAGACACUGGGGGGCCUGGAUUUGGGUUGAGGUCCUGGGGUGAUGCUGAGGAAAUUUGGGACUGGGAGUGGGAUUGGGGUGUGGGGACAGGCCGAGGGGGACACUGGGGGGCUCAGGGAGUGACCCCAGUAUUUAGAUCAGGUUCCUGGAGGUCUGGGGGGAGUUGUAAUCAUGGGAGUAGCAUUGGGCUUCUGGAGGGCGUAGGAGAACGUGGUGUGGGAUUGGGGGCCCUGGGGGGCUGGGGGCUUUGGGGGGGGGCAUAAGUAACCCCAGGAUUUGGGAUCAGGGACCCCGGACAUGUCCAGGGGUCUGGUGGCCAGGAGUGCCUCCCUUCGCCCUGGACUGACCCCUCCCCAGUCCCUCACUGAGGAACCCUCCCCUCGUCUCCUCCGUGUCCCCUCUGUGUCCCCAGUGUCCCACACUGGUCCCUGUGGCCUCUCCCCUCCAUGGCCCCCUUGGCUCAGACCCUGGCACUGCUGGCAAUGGCCGUGGCCACCGUGGCUGUUGAUGUGGUGACCCUGGACAUGGCCCAGAACUCCUUUGAUGACCAGUACCAAGGCUGCGGCCCUGCCAUGACUGCAGCAUUGCCGGCCCUCAACCGCUCCGAGUUCCAGCAGAACAAAAAGUUUGCCCAGGUCUGGCUGAAGGCUGCAGCUGAGUGGCAGAGUCGGGGGUCCCCCGUGUCCCCUCUGUCCUCUCCAUCCCAGGCCGUCGCCCUCAUGGCCUACACCAUGGAUGACCUGUACGAGGAGUUCAACAAGGCCGUGCGCACGGCUGGAAGCUCCAGCCAGGAAUACCGGAACAACUUCCACUUCAAAACGCUGCAUUUCCUGCUGACCGACGCCCUGGAGACGCUGAGGGACACUCCGGAACAAAACUGUUUGGAGGUGGGCUGGGUGGUGUGCGGGAUUCAGUUCAAGGCCCAGAGUGGCGACACCGUCCGAUUCGGUCAAUUCAUGUCGACGUCAAUGAGCAGGCCAUCUGCCCAGUGCUUGGAGCCGAGCACUCUGUUCUUGGCUCGCACGUGCCACGGCGUGGACAUCCAGAAAUUCUCCUACUAUCAUAGUGAGAAGGAGUUGCUGAUCCCACCAUUUGAAACCUUCACGGUCGUCCAAACCAUCUGGGACGGGAAGACGCAAUAUAUCAUGCUCUAUUCCAACGGGCUGAAAAGCAACUACAACUGCGAGUGGCUGAAAGGUGGGAGCAUCCCCAUGGCCCCCUUCCACCUUGGAGGACUCCUCCUGGCUACCACGGCUCUGGCAGUGGCCACUGGGACCCUCUGAGCCACGAGGCCACCAAGGUCACUGAGGUCACUGCGGUCACUGUGGCCACCAUGGCCACCAAGACCACCAUGACCCCCAGAGAAACGAGGUCACCAAGGCUGCCAAGGCCACGACUGCCACUAUGGACAGCUUGGCAGCUAAUGCCACCAUGAGGUAACUGGGGCCACCACUGUCACUCUGGCCCCCAUGGUCGCAAUAACCACCAAGGCUACUGUGGCCACCAUGUUCACCAAGACUCCCUGAGCCACAAGGCUACCACAGGCACUGUGGCUACCAAUACAAUUUUGCAAAGAAAUUUUAUUAAAUUAUUCUAUAAAACCAA
Messenger RNA from Vidua macroura (Pin-tailed whydah), 1953 nucleotides. RefSeq names its product erythroblast NAD(P)(+)--arginine ADP-ribosyltransferase-like. The record is from RefSeq and is a predicted model, not a curated record. NCBI's taxonomy places the organism in Eukaryota, Metazoa, Chordata, Aves, Passeriformes, Viduidae. The coding region runs from base 795 to 1631 and encodes 278 amino acids. Gene Ontology annotation, molecular function: NAD+-protein-arginine ADP-ribosyltransferase activity; NAD+ poly-ADP-ribosyltransferase activity. The transcript is spliced from 2 exons.